AUGCCGAAGUCAUCUGGAGAUGGAACAGCUUCUGCUCAUCCUGCACAGCUCGAGGUAGUACUUCAAACUAUGCUUCAACAGUUGCAAUUUCAGCAUGAAGAGAUGAAAAUGCUGUUCGCCUCGUUAGCGCCUACCAAGGAUGGCAUGGUGGAUAACCAGAAGCUGCUAUAUGACCAAUUGAACAAGGACGUAGAAAAGUUCGUAUAUGAUGAGGAGUCUGGAUAUACAUUUGACUACUGGUACAGAAGGUAUGGACAUAUUAUUGAAGCAUCAAGUAUUCCAGAAGAUAAAAAGAGAGAUUUUAUCUUGCUGAAACUUGAAGACAGCGCCUACCGUAAGUAUGCAGAUGAUGUUCUACCUUCACAACCGCACGAGAUCGAUUUCGCAACAACAGUGAGGAAACUUCAAAAAUUAUUUGCAUCCAAGAAAACGUUGAUACGUCGCCGAUACGAGUGUUUGAGGAUAUCAUGCCCAGCACUUACUUCGGACUACGUACCAUUCCGAGAUUAUGCGAACACGAUCAAAAGGAUGGAUGAAGAAGCUUCACUGAAGGAAAUGGAUUACACAGCACUGAAGACACUGCAGUUUGUGGCAGGACUUCAGGAUCCUUCUCUGCGAGAAGUACGUCUCAGAAUGCUUCGUCGACUCGAUACGCAAGCAGAAGACGCGCCAUUGACGAUUGAAGAUCUCGUUGCAGAAUGCGAAAAUUUCACUGCCCUGAAGAUGGAUAACGCAAAUAUGGGAACAAGCCACGAUGUUCAUGCCGUGCAGAAAAAGAAAGUGAAAUGUUUCAAAUGUGGAGGCCCACAUUACAGGAAUGUUUGUCCACUUCUCGCCAAUAUGCCAAAGAUGUCCAACCAGAUCCCGAAGAAACCCAGAAGGCAGCAUAAUCGUCGCUUCUCCGUGAAGGACCGCACUACUGGAAAACAGUUCCGAGGAAAUGGUUAUUGCUACGUCACAGAGAGCACAAAUCUACUCGGUCUGGAAUGGUGUGUCCAACUCCCCGCUUACAAGGAGUUACAAGAGAAGUACCACUGCCGAAUGCUUUCACCAGCAGAACUGUUUCUUGGACGUCAAAUAAGAACUACGCUGACGUUACUGGAGGAAACAACCGAAGGUGGAAAAGGACCAAGAAAUGCAAAAAUGGAAACGCAAUUCAACCGUCAUCACGGAGCACGAGAAAGAUCGUACAAGAUCGGAGAACCAGUUUGGAUUCGAGACUACCGCCCUGGACACAAGCCAUGGAUUAUGGCACACGUGAAGAGUCGUGUUGGACGAGUUCUGUACGACGUUCUGACGGAACAAGGUCAACUGUGGAGAAGACAUGCGAAUCAGAUGCGGGCCAGACCAAAAGAAAAUGCCACUGAUGAGGAAAUACCAACAACUGAUGAACAUUUGUGGAGCGAAGAUCGAGAGCAUGGAUCGAAGAGAAGCUCAACAUAA
This is a messenger RNA of Ostertagia ostertagi, 1443 nucleotides long. NCBI's taxonomy places the organism in Eukaryota, Metazoa, Nematoda, Chromadorea, Rhabditida, Trichostrongylidae. The record is from the annotation of a GenBank genome assembly.